AUGAAUGACCCAGGGCUUGACGAUGCCAUCGCUGACGAGGCCAAUGCCCUCGAUCAUACUUCACCUUAUGAUGAAAACGACGAUACUCGUGAGAUAGAUGCUCAUCAACCACACGCGGCGCGAUGGUGGCUUGCCAGUACAGCAUACCCAUUAGUUGCCGGCACGUUCGGGCCAAUGUCUAGCGCUUUCAGUAUCUGCUCGUUAUCUCAACCAUGGCGCAUGGAAAUACUCCCCGGCGGUGGAGAGCAAGAUAUCACUGAUCCAAAAUGGGUCACCGCACUCAAUGCAGUUUCGCUGGUUUUUGCGCUCAUCGCAAAUCUGGCUCUUUCAUUAAACAUGGCACGACGCAUCCGGUUCGAAGUCGCUCAGCCGAUUAUUAUCAUCGGAUGGUACAUAUCAUCUUUUCUGCUGCUUGGUAUCUUGAUCGCCUUGGGAGUUCUCAUGUACCGACCGCAAAAUUCCCAGCAUGUCUACACGCAAGCGUACUUCUAUGGGACGUUCGCUGCCGGGCUCUACUUUAUCAUCGCAUCAUUGCUGGUCGUAACGGCAUGGGGUGCUCACAAGGGUCAUUACAGUCGGGAGUACAAGUUGACCACCAGUCAACGGACUCUGAUGCUACAGACUAUCAUCCUGUUCAUCUACCUCCUUGGGGGUGCAGCAGUCUACGCCAGGAUUGAAGGUUGGAAGUUCAUGGAUGCGGUGUUUUGGGCUGACUUCACUCUACUUACAAUUGGUAUUGGCAACUUUGUUCCGAUUACCCAUCUGGGACGGGGAUUACUCUUCCCUUACGCUGUUGGUGGCAUUGUCAUUCUUGGUCUCAUUAUCUCUUCCAUUCGGACACUCAUGUUGGAGCAUGGACGGCAAAAGAUCGCCGACCUUCUCACUGCACGUACUCACAAGUUCUUGGUGAAACAGGCGUUUUCGGAGCGGAACAAUCGUCUAGUUCCAAACCUGCGCGUUGAUGAGAAUGAGGCAAACGAACUUAGCGAUCGCGAGAGACAAAAGCGAGAAUUCAUCACGAUGCGACGUGUUCGACAAUUAGCCACAGUGCAACACAAAUGGAUUUCACUCAUCAUGUCUCUGGUUGUCUGGAUGGCUUUGUGGCUCAUUGGCGCAGCCAUUUUUUGGCGUUCCGAGGAUCAUCGCCAUUGGACGUAUUUCGAGGCUCUCUAUUUCGCCUACACGACACUUCUCACCAUUGGCUUUGGUGACUUCUACCCAGUCAGCAGUCUAGGCAAAGCAUUUUUCGUCUUCUGGUCCCUUCUUGCCGUACCCACCAUCACAAUUCUCAUCUCCAACAUCUCCGACACCCUCAUCCGCUUCGUCAAAGAUAUCACCCUAUUCAUUGGUGAAAUCACCAUUUUACCCGGCGACGAACCUUUCCACGACCGUAUCAAGGAUCUAUUCCGCAUCUCCUGGACAGACAAAUGGCUCCAAGAUACCACCGGCGAGAAAACCGGCUCUCAAGAUAUCCUCAACGAGCCCAGCAAUGGCACCAAUCGAAACGAGUUCAACAGACGCCGCCACGCCGUCGAAGCAGAAGAACACAAGAGAGAAGAAUCCGCCCGACGCCGCGGCGACAUCGCCGCCGAAAACGUCCACCACUACCACUACCUCCUCUUCCGGGAGGUUCGGAAAAUGAUGGACCUCGCCACGAAAAACCUAUCCAAGGAAUUCGACUAUCUAGAGUGGGAGUAUUAUCUUGCUCUUAUCUCGGGACAAUAUAAACCACCAUACGAGUCAAGCACGGCGCAGGCGAAGGAGGAUGUGAAACGGCAGAAGGAGUUCCGGGAUUGGAGCUGGAUUGAUAAGAAGAAUCCGUUGUUGGGGGAGAAGAGUGAGGUGGAGUGGUUGUUGAAUGCGUUGACUGAGGCUUUGGAGAGGGAGUUGAAGACUGCUAGUCGGGAUUAUCAUUCGCCGGAUGAAGGGGAGCCCGAGGUUGAGGGUGGUGCUGUUGGGGUUUCGGAGGAUCGGGGCGCUGAGGGGCUUGGGUCUGGUAGUGCUAGGGAGGAUUGA
Messenger RNA from Penicillium subrubescens, 2016 nucleotides. RefSeq names its product potassium channel family protein. Gene Ontology annotation, biological process: stabilization of membrane potential; potassium ion transmembrane transport. The transcript is spliced from 3 exons. Gene Ontology annotation, molecular function: potassium ion leak channel activity. The record is from RefSeq and is a predicted model, not a curated record. NCBI's taxonomy places the organism in Eukaryota, Fungi, Ascomycota, Eurotiomycetes, Eurotiales, Aspergillaceae. Gene Ontology annotation, cellular component: membrane. Bases 1 to 2016 code for a protein of 671 amino acids.